Molecule: messenger RNA, 596 nt
Organism: Ostrinia nubilalis (European corn borer)
Lineage: Eukaryota; Metazoa; Arthropoda; Insecta; Lepidoptera; Crambidae
Gene: RpS16
Product: small ribosomal subunit protein uS9
Exons: 5
Coding region: 48-503 (151 amino acids)
Biological process (GO): translation; maturation of SSU-rRNA from tricistronic rRNA transcript (SSU-rRNA, 5.8S rRNA, LSU-rRNA)
Cellular component (GO): ribosome; cytosolic small ribosomal subunit
Molecular function (GO): RNA binding; structural constituent of ribosome
Source: RefSeq, a predicted model, not a curated record
UGUCAAGAAUUCAUCACUCAUUCACUUGUUCAUUCUUUUCUGUCAAAAUGGCUGCCCCACAGGAGACGAGACGAGAACCUAUUCAGGCUGUCCAAGUAUUCGGACGCAAGAAAACCGCCACCGCUGUAGCUUACUGCAAGCGCGGCCAUGGCGUGCUCCGAGUGAACGGUCGUCCCCUCGACCUGGUGGAGCCCCGUCUGCUCCAGUACAAACUCCAGGAACCAAUCCUUUUGCUGGGCAAGGAAAAGUUCUCCGGUGUUGAUAUCAGAGUGACCGUCAAGGGUGGUGGUCACGUCGCACAGGUCUACGCCAUCAGGCAGGCUAUCUCCAAAGCACUCAUUGCUUUCUACCAGAAAUAUGUUGACGAGGCCUCAAAGAAGGAAAUCAAGGACAUCCUUGUCCAAUACGACAGGAGUUUACUAGUAGCGGACCCGCGUCGCUGCGAGCCGAAGAAGUUCGGCGGCCCAGGCGCGCGCGCUCGCUACCAGAAGUCGUACCGUUAAGAUCACCAUCGUCCCGUCGGGUGGUAUCGCUUUGGUGCGGGUUCGUCAUUGCGAUAGCAUUGGGCGUGAUUACAAUAAAAAACUAAAAAAAUA